Molecule: messenger RNA, 1407 nt
Organism: Candida dubliniensis CD36
Lineage: Eukaryota; Fungi; Ascomycota; Pichiomycetes; Serinales; Debaryomycetaceae
Gene: NUF2
Product: kinetochore-associated Ndc80 complex subunit
Exons: 1
Coding region: 1-1407 (468 amino acids)
Biological process (GO): vesicle-mediated transport; attachment of mitotic spindle microtubules to kinetochore; meiotic chromosome segregation
Cellular component (GO): membrane; Ndc80 complex; kinetochore
Molecular function (GO): protein-containing complex binding
Source: RefSeq, a predicted model, not a curated record
AUGAAAUAUAGAAAAGAUUUGUUUCCCUUGUUGGAUACAAGAGAAAUUACUGCAUGUCUACUUGAAUGUGAAUUCAAUGUAACUCAAGAACUAAUAGUCAAACCAACUGCUGAUUUUGUAACUAAUUUGUUUGAGCAGUUUCUUGACACUUUUAUGGGAAUACCACUAGGAACAAUAAGGAAGAAAGCCAGUAAGAUGUCUUGGAUAAAUCCUUUAGAAUCUGAUCAAGCAAACGGCAAAUCACAACAAUCAACAGAAGACCAUAAUGAUACUCCAGAUAAUGACAAGACAAAAGAUACUUUUCUGGCAUUGCAGCUACUCACGCUUCAUAGAUAUCUUGCAAUUUUCUUUUCUACUUGCGGUAUCAAUGAUUUUGUAUUGACUGACAUCGCGCGUCCUGAUGGAUAUAGAAUUCGAAGAAUAUUGAGUGCAGUGAUCAAUUUCAUUCGAUUUAGAGAGGAUCAAUCACCCAAAUUUGAUCAUUUGGCAAAUGAAUGUGAGGCUACUGCUGACAAGGUUAGUGAAGUUCAAGCGGAGAAUACAGCCACUAUGCAAAAAAUCAAUGCCAUCAAAGAGAAAUUGGAAAUAGAUUCGGAAAGCGACGAGAGCAAUAGAAAGAAUUUACAAUAUAUCAAUUCAUACAAUCGAAAAUUGGAGAAUAAACUAAGAGAACUUAAGGUAAUGCAAGAAUCAUUGACCAAAGAACAUGAUGAUUAUAAGCAGGAAAAAGCUUUAUUGGCCAAGAAAUUAUAUGAUAUUAAUUUCCUAUACAAUGAAACUCAAGAACAAGUUGCAAAUUUGACCAAAUAUGCUGAAACAGACUUGUCGAUUUUAGUGAAAAUAACUGAAGAUUUGAGCAAUGAUCUAACAUCGAUGCAAACCAAUUAUAAAAAUUUGGAAAAGAAUUAUCAGAAUAUGGGUAUCACUAUUGAUUCAAUUCAAGUUAAUGAAAUAAAUUUGAAAGAUUUGUUGAAAUUAGCAGAAGAUAUUACUCGAAAUGUGGAGAAACGACAAAUUGAGGCUAAAAUUUUGAAAGAUAAUCAAGAUAAUUUGGAUGAGUUAACUAGGAAACAGAUGGAAUUGGAAGGACAAAUAUUAAUUGUUCAAAACCAAUUGAAUAAACUGAAUAAAAAAUAUCAAGAUUUGAUAGUUCAAGCUGAGAAAAAGGAGUCUGCAGUUAAGUUGAAGCUCGAAGAAACCAAGCGAGAGUUUAAUGAUAUUUUGUCAGAAAAAGAAAAGCAUAAUGAGGAACAUAAAAGAAUAAUGGAUCAAAUUGUAAAGAUUCAACAAGAAACUACUGCUAUUCAAGAUGCAUUUGUAAAAGAGUCUAAAGAAGUUGAAAUCAAGUUGAUAAAUCUAAUGUCGAUAAUCAAGAGAUACAUGUCGGACUUGAGGAAUAAUAUUUGA